AUGCUUAGGAGUCACUGCUCACCCUGUUCGAGGGGCCUGACUCGUCUUUCCGCUCAGAGACUUCGCGUUCGUCCCCUUGUGCAGUCGCAUGCUUCGCCACUAUCAACAAGACACCAUAGUUCGCAAGAUGGCAAAAGCGACACUCAGCGGACACCCCUAACAGUCCCUGCUGCGGCAAGGUUCAACGAGAUCGGUGUCCAACAACUGAGCGACCAUGUCUACUCGCAGAUAUUCUUCAAUAAGUCGAAUCCGCCUGAUCCGAAUCUAGUCACCCUAUCAAAAGACCAUCUUGCGCGCCAUGAUCUACUUGGGAAGGCGCAAGAGCAUGCGGAUCCGGUCGCCUUUGACCUGCCCGCUCUCCAGGGGCAAACUUUGGAUGAGCAUUUCUUCAAGCUAGGAAUGGACUCAUCAGAACCAUAUCUCACCUACGCCAAGCAAUAUGGGGUAGUAAAUUCACCGGAACUACCUCGAAAAUGGAUCAAGCGCAGUGGGUGGACUAAAUAUCACAAGGAUGGCACGUGGGAGGCUGUUGAGGCACCGAACGAGUCAAUGCUCACUUUUGACACUGAAGUGAUGUACAAAGAACACCCAUUCGCUGUAAUGGCAUGUGCUGUUAGCCCUUCGGCUUGGUAUGCUUGGAUAUCCCCCUGGUUAUUGGGGGAGUCGGAGAACGAAAUCCAGCUUGUUCCCUUGGGCGAUCCAACCCAACCUCGUAUCAUUGUCGGACACAAUAUCGGCUACGAUCGUGCGCGCGUAUUCGAGGAGUAUGAUUUGAAACAGACUCAGAAUUUUUUCCUUGACACAAUGUCUCUCCAUGUCGCUGUCAACGGAAUGUGCUCUCAGCAACGGCCUACGUGGAUGCGCCAUAAGAAGAAUAAAGAUCUAAGAGAAAAAAUUGCAAAUGACAACGACUCUGUUGAGCUUGCAGCGCUAAUUGAAAAUAAAAUGUUGCGGGAAGAAGAAGAAGAACUCUGGGUUGGGAGAAGUUCGGUCAAUUCACUUCGAGAUGUGGCUAAAUUCCACUGCGACGUUACGAUCGACAAGUCCCAGAGGGACUACUUCGGGGAGCUUGACAAACCCCAGAUAUUGAAAAAAUUGGAUGAGCUACUUGAUUACUGCGCUGCUGAUGUUGCUAUCACACAUCGCGUAUACAAGAGGGUUUUCCCCAAUUUCCUUGAGGUUUGCCCACAUCCAGUCAGCUUUGGUGCUCUUAGGCAUCUCUCCUCCGUCAUUCUCCCGGUAAAUCAGAGCUGGAAAGAAUAUCUCGACAAUGCUGAAUCGACGUAUCAUCAGAGGCUGGGCGAUGUUCAACGCCGGCUUGUCGAACUAUGCGAUGAGGCGCUGAGUGUCAAGGAUGAUCCCGAAAAAUAUAAUAAUGACCCCUGGUUACGACAGCUGGACUGGUCCGGCCAGGAGAUCAAAAUGGUCAAAGGCAAGAAGAAAGGAGAUCCUCCCCGGCCAGCUGCCAGACAAAAGAAGCCCGGCAUGCCGCAAUGGUAUAAAGACCUGUUUACAUCAAACACAUCAGACAUCAACCUGACGGUAAGGACGCGGAUCGCGCCGAUACUUCUCAAGCUCUCGUGGGAUACCCAUCCGUUGAUUUGGUCUGACAAGCACGGUUGGGCAUUUAAAGUCCCUCGCGAAAAGGCUCACCAGUACGAGAAUCAGCCUGUGGUUGCAUGCGAUAUGUCCGAUGAAAAAAACGCAGAGCUGCAAAAUGAUAGAAGGCACAUCUACUUCAAACUUCCUCACAAAGAUGGACCGCAAGCGCGCUGUGUCAGUCCGCUUGCCAAAGGUUACCUGCAAUUUUUUGAGCGCAGCACGCUAUCGUCUCAGUACGCCCUUGCCAAAGAGGCGUUGGAAAUGAAUGCGUCUUGUUCUUAUUGGAUCAGCGCUCGUGACCGAAUCAUGGGUCAGAUAGUUGUCUAUGAGAAUGACGUACGGUCUCUUACUCCGAAGAAAGAAGAUGAGAAAGUAGGAUUCAUCCUGCCUCAGAUUAUUCCAAUGGGAACUAUCACUCGAAGGGCAGUUGAAAAUACGUGGCUUACAGCCAGUAAUGCCAAGGCAAAUCGUGUUGGCUCUGAGUUAAAGGCGAUGAUCAAGGCUCCGCCGGGUUACGCCUUUGUUGGUGCCGACGUCGACUCUCAAGAGCUAUGGAUUGCAAGUCUAAUCGGCGAUGCUCAAUUCCAACUUCAUGGUGGAAAUGCAAUUGGAUUCAUGACCCUAGAAGGGUCCAAGGCUGCUGGAACUGAUAUGCAUUCGCGAACUGCUAAAAUUUUGGGCAUUUCUCGCAACGAUGCGAAGGUAUUCAAUUAUGGCCGUAUUUAUGGAGCCGGUGUCAAAUUUGCAGCUACUUUACUACGCCAGUUCAACCCAUCCAUGACUGAGAGACAAACUCAGGAGGUUGCAACGAAGCUGUACAAAGAGACGAAGGGUGCCAAAACCACUCGCCGCCUUUUGAGCGACAACCCCUUCUGGCGGGGCGGCACAGAGUCCUUCGUCUUCAACAAGUUAGAAGAGUUUGCCGAUCAAGAACGGCCACGAACUCCAGUUCUAGGUGCUGGUAUCACUGAAGCACUAAUGCGGCGCUUUAUCAAUAGAGGUAGCUUCAUGACCUCGCGUAUCAACUGGGCAAUCCAAUCAUCUGGUGUGGAUUACCUUCACCUGCUGAUUAUUUCCAUGGAUUAUCUCAUUCGACGCUUCAAUAUCCAGGCCCGUUUGGCCAUCACUGUCCAUGACGAAAUCAGAUAUCUUGUCAAAGAAGAAGACAAAUAUCGCGCUGCUUUGGCUUUACAGGUUGCAAAUGUGUGGACGCGCGCCAUGUUCUCGCAGCAGGUUGGUAUCAAUGAUCUACCACAGUCCUGUGCCUACUUCUCUCAAAUUGACAUCGACCACGUGUUGCGCAAAGAGGUCGACAUGGACUGCGUAACCCCAUCUUAUCCACACAAAAUUCCCCACGGCGAAAGUCUUGAUAUUCUUCAACUCCUCAACAAAAACGACCAAGCCCGCCUUGACCCGUCAAUAACCCCAGUUUUGCCACCAUCGCCAGAAAGGUUUAGUUACACGCCUCGAGAAACCGUAAUGUCUGCACUUGAAACCUCCAAUAACCCGGCUCUUAUAAAAGCUCAAAUCACGAAGGAUGAUAAGGAACUUCGAGAGAUUAUAAAAGAGGUUACUCAGGCAAAUGCUCCGACCAAACAAACAACGACGCGGUCAAAUACCCGCACCAAAUCAACCAGUGGUUCUACAGCUGCAGCCGAACCCCAAAAAGCAAUCCUCAUGGAUAUCGGUUCGGGCCUUUAUGGUGGUGACUUCCGAGACUUCCCGCAGGGGAGCAGGCCUCCCCAGGUCAAUUUCGGCCGUCAGACUUGGAAACCACGCCCGACGGCGAGAGCAUAA
Aspergillus puulaauensis is the source of this 3399-nucleotide messenger RNA. It is a transcript of the gene MIP1, whose product is annotated as DNA-directed DNA polymerase gamma MIP1. The transcript is spliced from 2 exons. Gene Ontology annotation, biological process: mitochondrial DNA replication. Gene Ontology annotation, molecular function: DNA-directed DNA polymerase activity; 3'-5' exonuclease activity; DNA binding. Gene Ontology annotation, cellular component: mitochondrion; gamma DNA polymerase complex. Lineage: Eukaryota; Fungi; Ascomycota; Eurotiomycetes; Eurotiales; Aspergillaceae. The record is from RefSeq and is a predicted model, not a curated record. The coding region runs from base 1 to 3399 and encodes 1132 amino acids.